This is a messenger RNA of Labeo rohita (rohu), 9808 nucleotides long. It is a transcript of the gene hipk2, whose product is annotated as homeodomain interacting protein kinase 2. The record is from RefSeq and is a predicted model, not a curated record. Bases 344 to 4039 code for a protein of 1231 amino acids. Gene Ontology annotation, cellular component: cytoplasm; nucleus; PML body. Gene Ontology annotation, molecular function: SMAD binding; transcription coactivator activity; protein serine/threonine kinase activity. Gene Ontology annotation, biological process: smoothened signaling pathway; peptidyl-serine phosphorylation; peptidyl-threonine phosphorylation. The transcript has 15 exons. NCBI's taxonomy places the organism in Eukaryota, Metazoa, Chordata, Actinopteri, Cypriniformes, Cyprinidae.
UCUCUCAUUGCAACUUUUGCAGGCACUCACUCCACAGACAUGAUCACCAGCUGAAGCCAAGACCUGCAAUUUGGCUCUUUUUUUAGAGCCAAAACACCAUCGAUCCCCGUGGAGUUAGUUGCAGACAUUCUUUCUUCAUCACGCACCCCGGGCCGAUGAUCAAAUUGAAAUUCUGGAUGUGAUUUUUUAUUCUUUUAUCCUUUUUCUCUCCCUGAUGAACUGGGUUAGUAAUGCAGGAGACAGCAGCGAUUCUGUCCGCGGCUCAAGAUGGCAGAUUUUUAUUGAGUUGUGAACAGUGCUGUCGCUUCAUUUUUUGCCAUGAAUAACAGAAAUCCUUGCACCGAUGGCCCCUGUAUACGAAGGUAUGGCCUCGCAAGUGCAAGUCUUCUCCCCUCACACUCUCCAGUCAAGUGCCUUCUUUAGCGUGAAGAAACUGAAGGUGGAGCAGAGUUGCAACUGGGAUAUGACAGGGUACGGCACGCACAGCAAGGUCUACAGUCAGAACAGCAAGCAGAGUGUCUCAGUCGCCCCAGUGGGCAUCAACGCCGCCAGUCUCCAGGUCUCCAACUCUUCCCUGUCCUACGAACAGGCCCUCCUCUUCCCGGCCGGCUCGGGGCAUAUCGUAGUGGCCUCGGCUAGCAGCACUUCUGGGGCGGCGGGUCAACUGUUAGGCAGCACCGGAAGCAGCGGAAGCGGCAGCGGAGGCCACAACCUGACGCGCCGCAGCACCGUCAGUCUGCUGGACACAUACCAGCGAUGCGGGCUUAAGCGGAAAAGUGAGGAGCUGGACAACAACAACGGCAGCGGAAGCAGCGUGCACGUGGUUGAGGAGCAGCAACUGCCCGCACCCAUGAUCCAGAACAACGCGCAGAGCGGGGCCACCGUCGCGACGGCGACCGCCUCCACCACGGCGACGUCCAAGAACAGCGGCGCCAACAGCGAGGGCGACUACCAGCUCUUGCAGCACGAGGUGCUUUGCUCCAUGACCAACACCUACGAGGUGCUGGAGUUCCUGGGUCGGGGGACGUUCGGGCAGGUGGUGAAGUGCUGGAAGCGCGGCACCAGUGAGAUCGUGGCCAUCAAGAUCCUCAAGAACCACCCUUCGUACGCGCGGCAGGGCCAGAUCGAAGUGAGCAUACUUGCGCGGCUGAGCACGGAGAGCGCGGACGACUACAACUUCGUUCGAGCGUACGAGUGCUUCCAGCACAAGAACCACACGUGCCUGGUCUUUGAGAUGUUGGAGCAGAAUCUGUACGACUUCCUCAAGCAGAACAAGUUCAGCCCAUUGCCGCUCAAGUACAUCCGACCCAUCCUGCAGCAGGUGGCCACUGCCCUCAUGAAGCUCAAGAGCCUCGGACUGAUCCACGCCGACUUGAAGCCUGAGAACAUCAUGCUCGUUGACCCAGCCCGCCAACCCUACAGGGUCAAGGUCAUCGACUUCGGAUCAGCUAGUCACGUCUCCAAAGCGGUGUGCUCUACCUACCUGCAGUCCAGAUACUACAGAGCUCCAGAGAUCAUCCUGGGUCUGCCGUUCUGUGAGGCCAUAGACAUGUGGUCCCUGGGUUGUGUCAUCGCUGAGCUGUUUCUGGGCUGGCCGCUCUACCCCGGAGCCUCUGAGUAUGACCAGAUCCGGUACAUCUCUCAAACGCAGGGCUUGCCAGCGGAGUAUCUGUUAAGCGCAGGGACGAAAACAACCAGGUUUUUCAACAGAGACCCCGACUCCACCUAUCCUCUAUGGAGACUGAAGACACCUGAGGACCAUGAGGCAGAGACGGGGAUCAAAUCUAAAGAAGCUCGCAAGUACAUCUUCAACUGCCUGGACGAUAUGGCACAGGUGAAUAUGACCACAGACUUGGAGGGCAGCGACAUGCUGGCGGAGAAAGCAGACAGAAGGGAGUUUAUUGACCUGCUGACCAAGAUGCUGACCAUCGACGCAGACAAGAGAAUAACGCCCAUAGAGACACUCAACCACCCCUUUGUCACAAUGACACACUUGCUGGACUUCCCACACAGCACACACGUCAAAUCCUGCUUCCAGAACAUGGAGAUUUGCAAGCGUCGGGUGAACAUGUACGAUACAGUCAAUCAGAGCAAGACGCCCUUUAUAACACAUGUAGCCCCCACCACCUCCACCAAUCUCACCAUGACCUUCAACAACCAGCUUAACACUGUGCAUAGCCAGGCCACCAACCUGGCUCCCUCUUCCACCAGUGCCACCCUUUCCCUUACCAAUCCCGAUGUCUCCAUACUAAAUUACCAAUCUGCACUCUACCAGCCUUCUGCGGCCCCCAUGGCUGCUGUGGCCCCCAGGACCAUGAACCUCCAACCCGGUGCGCCACAACUCUGCGCCGCCCGACCCGAUCCCUUCCAGCAGGCCCUCAUCGUCUGCCCACCUGGCUUCCAAGGUUUGCAAGCUUCACCCUCUAAACACACUGGCUACUCUGUGCGGAUGGAGAAUGCAGUUCCCAUAGUAACACAGGCCCCCGGUGCCCAACCUCUACAGAUCCAGCCGGGCCUUCUGACACAGCAGGCCUGGCCGUCUGGUACUCAACAGAUUCUCCUUCCGCCAGCAUGGCAGCAGCUCACACACACCUCCGUUCAACACGCCACCGUCAUCCCCGACUCCAUGACCAGCUCGCAGCCUCUGGCCAACUGGAGGAAUUCACAUCCCCAUGGCAGCCAUUACAAUCCCAUUAUGCAACAGCCAGCCUUACUGGCAGGUCACGUCACCCUGCCCUCUCAGCAGCCUCUCAAUGUGGGUGUGGCUCAUGUCAUGAGACAGCCAUCAAACAACAACUCCUCCUCCAAAAAGAACAAGCAGCACCAGAUGAACAACAGGAACAUGUCAGCGUACGACGUGUCCUCCACCCAGCCAGUGACAUCACCUCAACGCUCCAAACGAGUGAAGGAGAACACCCCUCCUCGAUGCGCUGUCGUUCAGAACGGCCCGUCCUCAACCUGUGUCCCAUCGCAGAUCUGCGGAGGUGGUGGAGGAGGCGGAUGGGGAGGCGAGCAGGCAUGUAGCACCACACGAGACCACCAUGGUCAACACAACCCACCACGCCAAACCAUCGUCAUCCCCGACACCCCCAGCCCAGCCGUCAGUAUCAUCACCAUCAGCAGCGACACGGAUGAGGAGGACGACCUUAAACAGCCCAAUAACACCAGCACGUCAUCCAAACAGAGGAAGAAUGUGAUCAGCUGUGUGACGGUCCAUGACUCACCUGACUCUGACUCCAGCAAUACCAGCCCGUACGCUGUGGAGUCCCGGCCUAACGGCCCCAACACCAACGGCUACGACUCCAAAGGCGCUGUCCUGGACAACUACAGCAAUGGGAACCCACGCACCAUCAUCAUCCCCCCACUGAAGAGCCAGAGCGGCGAGAAUCUGGGAGAGUGUGACAGACUCCUGCCUGACACGGUGAACCACCAGAACUCCACCUACAAGUUCAAAACCUCCAAUGGGGGCUUGUCUGCCAACAACCACUCUUCGGGAGGCGUGGCCGGAGGCGGGUCAUACCGGCAGCAACGCACGGGACCACACCCCUUUCAGCAGCAGCCUCUAAAUCUCAGCCAGGCCCAGCAGCACAUGGCAGUCGAGCGUAACGGAGGUCACCGGCGGCAGCAGGCCUACAUCACCCCCACAAUGGCCACCCAGGCUCAAUACUCCUUCCACAACAGCCCCACCCACACAGCUAACGUUCAUCCCCACCUGGCCGCUCCUCAUCUCCCCGGGCAGCCACACCUGUAUACCUACACUGCCCCAACGGCCCUGGGCUCCACCGGCACGGUGGCCCACCUGGUCGCCUCGCAGGGUUCGGCACGUCACGCGGUCCAGCACGCUAGCUACCCGCCGGGCAUCGUCCACCAGGUGCCUGUAAGCAUGGGCCACCGCGUGCUGCCGUCGCCCACCCUGCACCACGGCCAGUACCAGGCCCAGUUCGCGCACCAGACCUACAUCAGCGCUUCUCCUGCCUCCACUGUCUACACUGGAUACCCGCUGAGCCCCACCAAGAUGAACCAGUACCCUUACCUCUAAAGCUGAAACACUGGAGCCCAGCCAAUCGCUGCUUACCAUUUCCUUAUCCCACCUAGAGACAGAAAGAGAUGCUGAAGCCUAUCGACCCUUAACCCCAUCCCCUUGAUCCUUUCAUGCUUAAACUUGAAGACAAUGAAGACGCCGAUGGAUAGAGGAAGUGUACUCUCGGAGGGAACAGAAGGGUACUGAGGAGUUUUGCUUUUUUUUUUUUUUAGAUGAGUUUUAUUUUGCCUUCUCAAAAGGGCCAGUUAACGUUUUAUUUCAUGAUCUGGAGGUUUCGUUUCUUUUAAAACAAAAGAAGGAGUUUCCUAGUUUCUUUUACAACAAGGUCUCAUCAACAGGCCGUUUGGGAGAGACAGAGUUUCGUUCGACGGAGGAGAUUUUGUUUGCUUUUCCCUUUCUUGAAAUCAUUCACCGACUGUUUGAGCCGAGGUCACGACGUGGAUGUUUUGAAUUCCUACGAGAAUUUUUUUUGGAUAAGGUGAAAUACGGAUAUCUGCUGCUCUUCAAAGAAAAAAACAUAACGAUGGCCUUGAACUGUCUUAAACGUUUCCAAAUUACACGCGGCGAGCGGUAUCGUGCAUAUUCCGCCGCGCUCUCCGACAACAAACACCUGGAGGAAUCUUCUGGAAAUAGGACGACAAAACUUUCUAGUGUAUUUAUAGACUUCGUUUGUGUUCACAUUUAGAAAAGAAAAAGCGUUUGUCAUACCGUAGAACAUUAGCUGGGCCCCUCUUUGUAGAAUGUAGCAGUCUGCACCCGUUGAUUUCAUGAAGAACCUUUCUGAUACCAAUAGAUUCUUGUUUUUCCUCUUUCAAUGUGAUUGCACAAAGUGGUUACAAUAACAUAGGCAUGUUCAACACGGUAGUCGGUCGUGCGUUUGCGUGCAUGCGUGCGCUCGGCGCAUCUGUGCGACAUAUUCCUCCACAGUCUUAGGUUUAUCAUUGUUACCUCGUAGUGCCUUACAUAUAUUAUGACAGUUUACUUGGCUGGAAACCCUCUAGAACCAGAUGCUAGUCAGAGAGUUGGCUCCUAGGUUGAACAUCUUCAUCCAAGCUGUUUCGUGUUUCGUUUUGUUUAAGUUCCAGGUGUAAGCGUUAACCCUAAACGUUAUUUAAUGCUUCUCGUUUAGCGUGCAUGAGGUCUUUUACAUCUAAAGAUACUUGCCUGGGGUAACGAACCAAAGUCAUCGUUUAAAACUAAAUAACUUUUGUUCUGGAUAGUAGUGGAUAUUAUUAUAUAUAGUGUAUUUACUGUACAUACCGUAGCUAUGCGUUUUCGUAUCACUGAUUUUAGGCUACAUAUGUCAUUAAAAGGGAGACUAAAAUGGGAAAAGUAUCGUUCAAUCAAAUCAAAUAAAACAUACCAGGCAAGAAAAGGUUGUUUGUUUAUGAAAGGCUUAGAAACCUGGGAGGGUUCGAGAAGGAGAGUCUUGUUAGGAGUACAAGGUGGAUUUUGAUGGGAAUUGUUGGGAACGCAAGAAGGCAAAUUCCACAUUUUUAAUGAGAAUAGCAUGUUGGCUUUGAGCACGUUGGUAGAUGCCGAAGGAAGCCGUGCAGCGCGGCUGCACACCAUACUCUGAUUUAAGCGCUCGUUCGAGGUUCUACGAAGAUCUGUGGGGUUUUUAUUCUCAUGUACGCUCCGGGGUUCAAAGUGCCCCUGAUUGCGUGAGGGUAUGUGCAACAACAUGCACCGGAAAUCGAAAUUGGCUUCGUCUUUUUCACUGUUUGUCUUACUGUAGGAAUCACUUCAGUCAGUAUAGAGAUAGCGAACGUGUAGAAAACUGUGGGCCAAUGCUUGUCUUUUUUUUGCUGCUUAUUUAACAUUGAUAUGCUAGCCAAUCAUUUACACCGUGUCCUAACCAUGUGCUCUGCAGUAAAGCGAUUAAAAAAACAAGGAAAUUUAUAUAGUACUUAGUAUAGGAGUUUUAAAGGAUGCAUUAAAUUGACCAAAAGAGGCAGUGAAUUUAUAUUUCGAAGAAAUGCUGUUCUUUUGAACUUUCUAGCAGAAAUAAUAAGAAAUGUGACCCUGGACCACAAAACCAGUCUUAAGUAGCAUGGGUAUAUUUGUAGCAUCAGCCAAAAUUUCAUUGUAUGGGUCAAAAUUAUUGAUUUUUCCUUUAUGCCAGAAAUCAUUAGGAUAUUAAGUAAAGAUCAUGUUCCAUUUAGCAAAUUUCAUACCAUGAAUAUAUACCAAAUCAAAACCUAAUUUUUGAUUAGUAAUAUGCAUUGCUAAGAACUUCAUUUGGACUAUUUUAAAGGUGAUUUUCUCAGUAUUUAGAUUUUUUGUACCCUCAGAUUCCAGAUUUUCAAGCAGUCAAAUAUUGUCCUUUUCAAACAAACCAUACAUCAAUAGAAUGCUUAUUUAUUACACAAAAUGACCCUUACGACCGAUUUUGUCGUCCAGGGUCACAAAUGUUUUUAGAGCAGCAAAUCAGCACAUUAGGACGAUUUCUGAUGGAUCAUGUGACACUGAAGACUAGAAUAACGACUGCUGUAAAUUCAGCUUUGUAUCACAGAUAUAAUUUACAUUUUAAAAUAUAUUAAACAGAAAUUAAAAUUUCACGACAUUAUUGCAUUUUUGUUAAAUAAAUGCAUCCUUGGUGAACAUUAAGAGACUCCAAAAACGAUAUUAACAUGUUUUUUUUUACCUUUAUAAUCAUUUAAGAAUGGAAAGAAUACAAAUUGAUUCAAAUUCAUAAAAUGUACAAAAAAAGAUUUUUGGCGAUUAUGCGCCUGGUUAGGACACUGUGUCUUUGUUUUUUUCGUUUUUAUGUCUUCUGAUGGGCACAUGCUUAUGGAGUAUCUCACAUAUACCCUCUUCUGCCCUCACGUCAUGCCACAGAACUUGCAUUUGAAGUAGUUUUACUUUGAGAUGUUUCUAUUUUAUUGUUUUACUUUGCUAGGUAUAUUGUGUUCUCAUAGAGAGUGUUGCAAUAAUUUUUGUGGAUGUUUAUUAAUUUCUUUAUGCAUCAUUUGUUUGAUUUCUGGUGGUCGAUAUGUAACUGUGAUGUUUAGUAUUCAUAUACGGACCCUCGUCUGAUAGGAAGCGUGGACUUUGUCCAUGUGCUCUGCCAAGAUCUGACACCAUUUAUGUUGUACCCAAGCCUUUGGCUUGCUAGCUUGUCAGAUUGAUUCAUAAAGCUGUGUGUUGUGGCUUAGGAUGCCAAUAGAUUAUAUUUUGUUGUUGUUGUCAUAUAUUUGUUUAAGCUUAAGUUGGAUGCACACAGUUGAGAAAGGCUCCUUCGACGUUUGCAUAAAACAUUCCAUUCCGGAAGGAGCCGUUUCUGACGGCACUGAUCUGUAGUCUCCAGUCUGUCUCACCUCACAGGGACCGGCCUCAACGACCAAAAUCGGGACUCCGCUGGCAUUUAAGGACUUUUUGUUCUUCCCACCAAAGAAUUUCAGCAUGUCAUUGAUGCACAGACGUGUCCCUUGCUGUAAUGGAGAAGACAGAGUGAGUCUCACUGACAUUUGAAAAAUGAAAAAUAUUCUAAAACACAGGUUAGGUCAGGUCGGUGUCAGAAAGGAACCAUACGCAAAAUACAGAUGAGAAAAAUAAUGCAGUUGCUGAACUUAGCACAGUAUAAUCCAUUGGUUUUAUACCUUUCUCAUACCUUCGAUCAGUGUUAGUGUGGACAAAUAUCUGAAUUUGUUUUUUUUUUAGUAAUGUCAAAGCCACACUGAUGCUUUAUUUCAUUUAUUAAAGCUGCUGUCUGUAAUUUGUUACUUGUAAAAAGUAUAAACACUUGGAUUGGAUCAACCAAUAGAGUGCGACGUGGGCGUGACUAUCUGUUAAUCCAACAAAUGGAAAAUUGAGGGUGUGUUAUAUAAAUUACACACUGCAGCUUUAAAUGUCAGCUUUUGUAAGCUUUAUUAUUUUGGUUUUAACUACAUCUUUACGAAUCACAUAGAUAAAUUAGUUUCAUGUAAGGGCCUGUGAAUCCUGAAUCCAGUGCCGUCACCUUUUAUGAAUGUAAAAUUUUAGACUAAAAUAUCUGGAUUGCUCUGGCUAGUAAUCACUAAAAUGCGCAAAUCUCAAGAACGACUUGAUCUAGCAUGAAUUUUAAUCCAAAUUAUGCAUUUAAAUCAUAGAAAGCCCUAUUGAUUCUUCAAAUGAACAAGAAGUCAUAAUAUUGUGAUUUUUUUUUUUUUUUUUUUUUUGUUUAUGUUACCAAAACAAUUUAUUCAGACAAUUUACAGGCGAUUUUGUUUUCCAUCUUAUGUCAAAACACUGCGCACGAAGCUUUAAGGAACCAUAUGUGUCAUAUUGGGGUUUUCUUAAACAUUUAUCUUCACGAAUAUACAACCUACAAUCAAAAACUUUUGACACUGAAAGCAAUGUUAGGACUGAAAAACAUUCCUAAAUGUUCAAAUCCCUGUUGGAUGGCACCCAAAUCAACACUUGUAAAGCACAUGAUCAUGAAUGAACUCAAAAGCUUGCAGAAAUCACAAUGGAUGAUUGUUAUUUUUGUCAUUUGAGUGGCCACAGUACUUCCACAAUUGUAAAGCUCCUUUUGUUUUUUUCUCACGUGUGGGCUGAAGCGGAAGCAUUAGGGGUUAAUGCAUCGUUGAACUUGUGUAUGAAUGUGCUAAGAGGCCAAAUAUGACAAUACGGCCAUCUUCAUAUGUUGUUUUAGAACCAAAAAACGCAAAACAAUAAUCGUUACGCCCAAGAACACUCACCGGUCAAUUUUUUGUUUGUUUGUUUGUUCGUUCUACAGCAUAGUCUCUGUCAGGAGUGUGUAUUACAGAGCGAUUUUACUACAAGCGUGUAACGUAUUGACACGUACAUACGAAUCACCAGUGAAUGCAAGUGAACGUGUUUGUGCAGAAACGUCACUCAUCACACGAGUCGCCACAGUAAACCCGUUAUGUAGCUGUGAUGCACCGUAGCCGUUCGUGCAGCCAUCGAAGACGUGAACAAUUUUCUACUUGCACAGCAGCGAACAUUCACAGUCAAAUGUAAAAACUAAAUAUUUUUCUACAAUGUUUCAAGACCUAAGAAAGCAUCCGACCCCCCGACCCCUGAUUUUUGUCGAUUGCUGUAUGGUUUAUCUCAGUAGUGUGUAUCACAUUAGUUGUUGUCAAAGCUAUUGUGUGCUGCAGUAUUUCCAGGUAUACUUCUUUGUUUAUUGUCCUUUUUUUAUUAUAAUUAUUAUAAUUUUGCUUUGUUUAUUGGGGAUUUGAAGAAGUGUGACGUCUCAUUAUUUCAAUCUGUUAACGUAGCAUUAUAUGUACCCUGUACCUUAGGCUAAUAUUAUUAAGUAUGCUAUGAGAAUGGAUAUUUUACUGGCUUUAUAGAAUGUUAAAAUGAAUAUAAUAAUGACAAUAAUAAGAAUGAUUUAACUCCUAAAAAUUGAGUACUUGCUACUAAGCGCUUGUGUUACCAUUACAAAUGUUGUGUGCUUCUCUUAAUAAUUUUCGUUGUAGAAAAAAAGAAAAAAAAAACCCUGAGUGAAUUUUAUUAGGCUUCAACGACUAAUGAUAGCAGUGUAAAUUCAUGGAGGAUUUUUAACAAACCUGGGGGUUAUAGAAGAAUAUAGUUAUUUUAAUCGUUCUAUUUACUAACUGUAGGGUGUGAAGGGGCUCGCGUCGUGGUGAACUAUGUUAUAGCUUGUUAUUCACUGUUACUUUUGAUCAUUUUUCGGUCUCCAAGGUGAAUCGAGUUAUUAAAGGAAAUUUGUAUGCUCACAUAUGCAUAUUGUAUAUGUGUAGAAAUGUAAUCACACUUUGUCUUGGAUUUACAUUAAACUGUUAAGUCACGGCA